This is a messenger RNA of Anisakis simplex (herring worm), 635 nucleotides long. The record is from the annotation of a GenBank genome assembly. NCBI's taxonomy places the organism in Eukaryota, Metazoa, Nematoda, Chromadorea, Rhabditida, Anisakidae.
UGACGGCUCGUGCGAAACGUGAACUGAUACGUCGUCGAUCGGGCGUUGUUGGUGGACGACGCGACGGCGACGUAACGGCUCGAGCCAGAGGUGCCACUUCGUAUAGUGAGGAUGCGUAUGGUGGUGCUGCUGCUGCUGUAGAGGAUAGCGCUGUGGAGAACAACGUGCAAGCGAGUCCAAGCGAGGUGCUGGGUUCGGUUGCGGGCGUUGUUGGCACGGUGAUCGGUGAAAGCCUAGAGGAAACACCAGAAUGUUGCAGUUGUGGUGUGGGACCACCAGGACCACCUGGACCACCUGGUCCAGACGGCAAAGACGGUGCGGACGGUCUUCCAGGAGUCGACGGACCGCCAGGCAAAGACGCACCACCAACAGCCAUUCCGGGCCCUGAUGAUUUCUGCUUCGAGUGCCCACCCGGCCCACCUGGCCCGCCCGGUGCACCAGGCCCACAAGGACCACGCGGUUUGCCGGGUGAAAGUGGCCCGAAUGGACGAAACGGCUUGCCAGGUCCGCCAGGUACGGCCGGACCAAUCGGUAAGCCUGGAGAGCCAGGACCGGCCGGACCUCAGGGUCCACCGGGACCGCCUGGUGUUCUCCAAGAAGCAGCUGGUCUAGCGGGUCCCCCAGGACCACCUGGU